Molecule: messenger RNA, 2889 nt
Organism: Plasmodium malariae
Lineage: Eukaryota; Apicomplexa; Aconoidasida; Haemosporida; Plasmodiidae
Gene: MCM3
Product: DNA replication licensing factor MCM3, putative
Exons: 2
Coding region: 1-2889 (962 amino acids)
Biological process (GO): DNA strand elongation involved in DNA replication; mitotic DNA replication initiation; double-strand break repair via break-induced replication
Cellular component (GO): nucleus; MCM complex
Molecular function (GO): ATP hydrolysis activity; single-stranded DNA helicase activity; single-stranded DNA binding
Source: RefSeq, a predicted model, not a curated record
AUGAGCUCCCCCCUGGGGAGAUCUGUAUACAAGACAAUGAAUUCCGAUAUGAAUUACACGUUGAUGGAUUCAUCAUUGAAUCACUCAUCUAUUUUAGAAGGAUCGAUGAGAAUUGAAAAAGACAGCAGAGAUAAGAGAGUGCAAAAAAUGAAUGAGAAUAUUAUAAGUGAAUACGAAUCAGGAAGACAAAGUGUCGUUUUCACUCAGCAAAAAUAUAAACAAUUAUUAGAAGGGUUCUUAUUAUUUAUACAAACAAAUAAAUAUAUAAGUCAAAAAAUUACUGAGUUAAGAGGAGAAGCUACUGAUGAGUAUAAUAGAAUGCAAAAUAAAAAUAUUCCCAAUAUAAUAAUACAUCAAAGACUUAUUUGUAAUAUUAAUAAUUUUCAAACAGGAAAUGAACAAUUCGAAUUGUUAGCGAAAUGCUUAAUAAAAGAACCAUAUUUAGCUUUACCAGCUUAUCAAGCUGCUAUAAAAGAAUUAUGGAAAUCUCAAGAUAUCAAAAUAGAAAUAGAUGCUCCAAAAAUUGGAAUAUGUGGAUGGUUAGGUAGACAUCAUGUAACACCUAGAGGAUUACAAAGUUCAAUGAUAAAUAAAUUAGUAGCAGUGGAAGGAGUUGUAAAUAAAUGCUCAACUGUUCAACCAAAAUUAGUUCAAUCAGUAUAUAUAGGAGAAGCUGUUCAUGAUAUAAAUGCAGAUAUUAAAAAUGAUGAAAAAACUGUUCAUUUAAGACCACAUUAUGAUAUUACAGAUUUUGAUAAAACAGCUAAGGAUUCUGGUAGACCUCCUGUUACGGACCCAGAAGGGAAAAUCAUACAUAGACAUGAAAUAGGUUUAUGUAAAUAUAAAAAUCAUCAAAAGUUUAUUAUACAAGAAACACCAGAAGAUGCUCCAACAGGUCAAAUGCCAAGAUGGGUUGAAGUAAUAGUAGAAGAUGAUUUAUGUGAUAUUGUCAAAUGUGGAGAUAGGGUUAGGGUUUGGGGUGUAUAUAGAGCUAGUUGCGGUCAAGCUAAUAGUUCUAAUAGUGGUUUAGGUAGAUCUUUUUUAAUUGCAAAUAAUGUAUUAGUAAAAAAUAAAGAAACAUAUGAUUCUAAUUUAUCGAUAUCAGAAGCAGAUAAGAAAAAUUUUCAUGCAUUUGCUAAAAAGGAUAAUACUAUAGAUGUGUUAGGUUAUUCGUUUGCUCCAUCUAUAUGUGGUCAAGAUAUAGUAAAAAAAGGAAUUGUAUUAAUGUUAGCUGGUGGAACUGAACGUGCAUUACCUUCUCAUCAUAUUAGAGGAGAUAUACAUAUUAUGUUAGUAGGUGAUCCUAGUUGCGGUAAGUCUCAACUCUUACGUUAUGUUAUGAGUAUAAUGCCUGGUACUGUAUCAGCAACAGGAAGAGGAUCUUCAGGUGUUGGUUUAACUGCUGCUAUAGUAACAGAUCAAGAUACAGGUGAACGAGUAGUAGAAGGAGGAGCUAUGGUUAUGGGUGAUAGAAGAGUUGUAUGUAUUGAUGAAUUUGAUAAGAUGCAACCAACAGAUCGAGUAGCCAUACAUGAAGUUAUGGAACAACAAACUGUUACUGUAGCUAAAGCAGGUAUUCAUACUACCUUAAAUGCAAGAUGUACAGUACUUGCUGCUGCUAAUCCGUUAUAUGGAUGUUGGAAUGAUACACUUGAUAUGGGCCAACAAUUGCAAUUCGAACCUUCACUUCUAUCCCGUUUUGAUUUAAUAUUUCUAGUAAGAGAUAGUGCAACUGAAAAAGAUGAUGAACGAAUUGCUGAAUCGGUACUACGAAAUGUUACAGAAAAAGCAAAACCUAUAAUUAACGAGAGUAGGAAUAACCAAAAAAAUUUUGUAAUUCAAGCAGAUAGUUAUGAUAUUAAUCCCAAGGCACAGCAUAUUAGUGUUUUUAAUGAAAGAGAAGUAAACAAAAAUAAUGAUAACGAUCAAGAUAAUGAAGAAUUUGAAACACCCAUUUUUGCUAAUAGAGAUGAAAUGAUUUAUUAUGAUAAAGAAGGAGUGGAACAUGAAAUUUUAACUGUACCAUUUUUUAAAAAAUAUUUACAUUAUGUUAAAAACAUCUUCUAUCAUGAAAAACAAAGAACAGAUGGAUGGAAACCAUACCCAGAAGUAAGUGAUGAAGCAUGCGAAGUCAUUGUCGAAUUGUAUGCAGAUCUCAGAGAAAAAGCAGCCAAAUAUUCGCACAAUAAAAUUAUACAAGGAGUUACACCCAGAACGUUAGAGGCUAUCAUACGAAUAGCAUCAGCUCAUGCAAAACUUAAACUAAACAGAUAUGUUACAAGUGUUGAUGUUAACUACGCCAAAAAAUUACUCAUGUAUACCUUGUUUGGUGAGGAUAUUACAGAUGAUAACGAAGAGGAAGAAGAGGAAGAGGAAGAGGAAGAGGAAGAGGUAGAGGAAGAGGAAGAGGAAGAGGAAGAAGACGAAGACGAAGAAGACGAAGAUGAAGAAGACGAAGAUGAAAAAAUUAGCAAACUUUUCAAAACCAACAAAAAAAAUAAGCAAAAAAGAGCAUACAGAAAAAGAGCAAGCCAGAAGAAUGACGUCACUAGUAAAAAAAAACGAAGAAAAGGGCAAACCUCAAAAAAUGAUGCAGAAGGUUAUAUGAUAGAUGAUGCAGAACAAAGAGGUGGUACUCCUAAAUCUACUCCUUUAGACGUUAAAGAAAUUGAAAGAUUGAUUGUUGAAAAUGUAACACUCAACGAUCCCGGAGAUGGCCUGAGGGACGAGGAGCUCUUGGACUUGAUAAUUCUAGGAAACAAGGAUAAAAUACCACAGCUAGCUAAGCUCGAUAUCAGCCAACUACGUAAAAUCAUAAACUCCUUAAACGAGAUGGACGGAGCACCAAUUUACUACGUAAAGAAAGACAAAAUAGUCUACAAAUGUUAA